This is a messenger RNA of Talaromyces marneffei, 657 nucleotides long. RefSeq lists its product as uncharacterized. Gene Ontology annotation, molecular function: glutathione binding; glutathione transferase activity. Lineage: Eukaryota; Fungi; Ascomycota; Eurotiomycetes; Eurotiales; Trichocomaceae. Gene Ontology annotation, cellular component: cytoplasm. The coding region runs from base 1 to 657 and encodes 218 amino acids. The transcript has 2 exons. The record is from RefSeq and is a predicted model, not a curated record.
AUGACAUCCUUUACUCUAUAUGGUGCUCGCGGCUCGACCUGCACUGAUCGUGUCCGUCUAACUCUCGCCGAAGGUGGCUUUACGGAUUACGAACUUGUAUUUCUCGACCUGCAAAAAGGGAUGCAAAGAUCCCAAGAACAUCUGAAACGUCACCCAUGGGGCAAGGUACCUGCAAUAACAUUUCCCGAUGGCUUUACUCUCUACGAGAGUCGUGCAAUCUGCAAAUACCUCGCAAGGAAGUACUCCUUUCCUCUUCUACCCCCGGACUCCGACAUCGAAACUGCGGCACUGUUCGACCAGGCGCAGUGCGUAGAAAUGUCCUACUUCGCAGAACCCGCAGGUAAAAUUGCAUUUGAAAAAUUUGUCAAAAGGUUUCUUGGACUUAUCCCCAAUGAAGCCGUUAUCUCAGAUGCACUGCGGUCACUCGAAAUGUUUUUCGAUGUUGCGGAAAGUCUCUUACACGACAGAGAGUACAUGGCUGGAAAUGACUUUACUCUCGUGGACAUCUACUACAUUCCGCUGAUUCAACGGCUUUUUACUUGCGGAUAUGGAGAUAUCAUCGUCAGUCGCAAAGCCGUGAAUGCUUGGUGGGAGCGCUGCGUGAAUCGGCCAGCCAUACAAAGGAUGUGGGCUGCUGACAAGGAGGCUGCGGUUUGA